UUAUUCACUACGAUAGCAAGAUCAAGAAGUAUGUCGGGAACACAGCCUGCGGGGUGAAGAAUGCGGAGGAGUGGAACAAGGAUACGGCCCAGCUCGCAGUGCUGCUGGGUGAAGUGGAUCGAUACUGCAAACACAACGCGGAACUCGACCUGCUUUUCACAACAGAUAGGAAAAUCCCACCCAGUGUCAGAGUUCGCUCUAUGAAACCCUUCAGCUCUCAGCACCAGACCAUGCUGGUCUGCAACGCGUUUGGCUUCUACCCACGUGAGAUACAGAUGACCUGGCUGAGAAACGGAGUGAAGGUGACGGCUGAUGUAUCCUCGUCAGAGCUGCUCUCUGAUGGAGACUGGACCUAUCAGAUCCACUCCUACCUGGAGCUCACCCCCCAAUCUGGAGACUCCUACAGCUGCAGGGUGGAGCACAGCAGCCUCGCUGAGGCCAUCGAGGAGAAGUGGGAUCCAGCGAUGCCCGAAUCAGAAAGAAACAAGAUCAUCAUCGGAGCUUCUGGAAUUGUUCUAGGCCUGGUCAUUGCAGCCGCUGGACUGAUCUACUACAAGAAGAAGGCUACAGGUCGCAUUUUGGUGCCAUCUGAUUAAGAUUCCUGAAGUGGUGGAUACUUUGAUCACAGGUGCACACCUUGAAGGGUGGAUGUGAAGUUUUACAAUUGUAUUACUUUGUUUUGCUUUCGAUUAAUUCAAUAAUUUCAAUAAUGCAGCAACAUGUACAAUCACCUUCAAUGUAAUCAACUUUACUGUUUGUUUCCCCACAUUUAAUGCAUAUAUGAAUAAAGGUAAACAUGCUUGGCUUCUACACAUUGUAUUUGCUAUAGAUACUUCAGUCUUUACAGUUUGACCUUGAUUAACAUUCUCCUACUCAGUUCAUUAACCAGGUUAGACCAGGCCUAUGUAUUUGCUCAGUAAUGACAUUUGCUUAAAUAAAUUUGCUACAUUAAGAGCUUUUAUUGUAGUUAUUACAACAUAUGAAUUGUUUAUGUUAAUAAUGAUGUUUGACUUGUGGUAUACAUUUUGAUUUAAGAACAUAGAUGUAGUUUGCUGUUGAUUUAAAGUGUUUUAUGUAGUGCUAAUCGCUGUACCUGUUUUAAGUUCAAUAAAAGUUCCUUUUACUACCAAA
Polyodon spathula (Mississippi paddlefish) is the source of this 1131-nucleotide messenger RNA. RefSeq names its product HLA class II histocompatibility antigen, DP beta 1 chain-like. Gene Ontology annotation, molecular function: MHC class II protein complex binding. Gene Ontology annotation, cellular component: MHC class II protein complex; membrane. The record is from RefSeq and is a predicted model, not a curated record. Gene Ontology annotation, biological process: immunoglobulin production involved in immunoglobulin-mediated immune response; antigen processing and presentation of exogenous peptide antigen via MHC class II; positive regulation of T cell activation. NCBI's taxonomy places the organism in Eukaryota, Metazoa, Chordata, Actinopteri, Acipenseriformes, Polyodontidae.